This is a messenger RNA of Coccomyxa subellipsoidea C-169, 880 nucleotides long. RefSeq lists its product as hypothetical. NCBI's taxonomy places the organism in Eukaryota, Viridiplantae, Chlorophyta, Trebouxiophyceae, Coccomyxaceae. The coding region runs from base 54 to 473 and encodes 139 amino acids. The record is from RefSeq and is a predicted model, not a curated record. The transcript is spliced from 5 exons.
AGAAUAACUUGUGUUUGCAAGCUGACAGCGCGACAAUAACGUUGCAGCGUUAGAUGGGCCGCCCAUUCUUGGAGUAUGUAAAGGACGGUUCAACGAAAUACACCUGCAGGUGUUGCAGCUGCGACGUUGCCAGCUCAUCCGGGCUCGUGUGGCAGGGAGUGAUGGGAGCUGCGAGGCAGCCGGCAGUGCUUCUGAGGGACACAGUCAACCUUGAACCCCUGGGCGAUGCGCGCUCUGAGCGGCUUAGCAGCGGCAGGUACACCCUUGUAGACGUGACAUGCCGAGGAUGCGCGACCAUUCUCGGCUGGCGCUACCAGGAAGCCAAGAACCGGGACGAGAAAUACAAGGAGGGCUGCGCGCUGCUGCAAAUAUCUCUGCUGAGUGCGGUGGACAUGGAAGGGGACUCCGAUGUAGACGUGCCCUGCCCAGCGCACAGAACAGCGCCACAGCGCAGCAUCGCCACGCAGUGCUGAGCUGGCGCUCGUGCAGGGUUAUGUAAUGGUUACACAACCUCCUGAGGUGGCAAAAGGGGCGCGCACUGCUGAGCUGGCGACCGCGAAAGGUCAUGUGAUUGUGACACCAUGUCCUGAGGGGGCAAAAGAGCCUGUAUUGCUGAGCUGGCGUGUGCGCAGGGGAAUUGUAAGGGUUUUACUUGUCAUCCAAGGGGCAUGCAAUCCAGCCCUGCAGGGUUGUUGGGUGCUCUGUGAUCCUGAUAACCAAGACUGCAGGUCUCUGCUGCCAGUGUAUACACUACAUAGCGGGCACAUAGCAGGGGCAUGCAGUGCCAAAAUCUGCACUGUUCAAUGUAGCAGGCUUUUUGCUUUGUAUCAUGAUGUCUGAUUUGAUCUUAAGAGAUAAGAAACACGUGUAGUAUGUAGAC